This is a messenger RNA of Perca fluviatilis (European perch), 1238 nucleotides long. RefSeq names its product deoxycytidine kinase 2-like. The record is from RefSeq and is a predicted model, not a curated record. Gene Ontology annotation, cellular component: mitochondrion; cytoplasm. The transcript is spliced from 7 exons. Gene Ontology annotation, biological process: nucleobase-containing compound metabolic process. NCBI's taxonomy places the organism in Eukaryota, Metazoa, Chordata, Actinopteri, Perciformes, Percidae. The coding region runs from base 163 to 906 and encodes 247 amino acids. Gene Ontology annotation, molecular function: deoxyguanosine kinase activity; ATP binding.
UGUUUAGUCCCGCCCCCGGAAACGGAACCCUGGCAGCGAGCGCGGGAUUUAAGAAAUUUCAGAAGCAGCUCGCGCUCAGAAAUCCGCGCGGACAGCGGACUAUAAACAACAACGCUAAAGAAAGAAAGAAAUAAAGAAAGAGACAGACAGACAGGUUUAAAUAUGGCGACUCCACCAAAGAGAUCGUGCCGUGUUCCCGCCAGUCCCUCCGGCAGCGUCUCGCGCAGAGAGAAGAAGAUCUCCAUCGAGGGAAACAUCGCUGCAGGAAAGUCUACCUUUGUGCGUCUCCUCGAGGCAGCGUCUGAGGACUGGGAGGUGAUCCCUGAACCCAUCGGGAAAUGGUGCAACGUCCAGAACGACAGCGACGACAUUUACCAGGAGCUGAGUUCGUCCCAGAAGAGUGGAGGAAACCUGCUGCAGAUGUUGUAUGAUAAACCCAACCGCUGGUCCUACACCUUCCAGAGUUAUGCGUGUCUCAGCAGAGUUCGUUCUCAGCUUCAGGCUCCGUCUCUCAAACUCCAGCAGGCUGAAAACCCCGUUCAGUUCUACGAGAGAUCAGUCUACUCAGACAGGUACGUGUUUGCGUCCAGCCUGUUUGAGAGCGGCAGCCUGACGGAGACCGAGUGGAGUGUGUAUCAGGACUAUCACACCUGGUUACUGAACCAGUUUGAACCGGAUAUCGCCCUGGACGCCAUCAUCUACCUCCGAGCCCCGCCACAGUCUGUGUGUGUGUGUCUGUGUCUGUGUGUGUGUGUCUCUGUGUGUAUAUCUGUGUGUAGUCUGGACUUUGAGUACCUGAAUGAUCUUCCCGUUCUCAUUCUGGACGUUGACGACGACUUUAAGAACGAUCGCAUCAAACAGGAAGCCAUCAUCGACGAGGUCCGAGACCUACUCUCCACGCUGUAGACCAAUCACAGCUCUGCUCGUCCCCACGCUGUAGACCAAUCACAGCUCGGCUCGUCUCCACGCUGUAGACCAAUCACAGCUCGGUCGUCUCCACGCUGUAGACCAAUCACAGCUCGGCUCGUCUCCACGCUGUAGACCAAUCACAGCUCGGCUCGUCUGAUUGGACGACCCCGUUACUUUGUAAAUGUUUUUCUUGAUGAAUUUUUGACUGAUUUUAAUGCAGAACUCCAGUUCUCUCUUCCUGUAUAUUUUAUAUUUUUGUAGAUACAAAUUAAAGUGUGUGUGUGUGUGUUGUGUGUGUGUGUGUGUGAGUGUGUGUUGUUGUGUGUGUG